Messenger RNA from Durusdinium trenchii, 2069 nucleotides. The record is from the annotation of a GenBank genome assembly. Lineage: Eukaryota; Dinophyceae; Suessiales; Symbiodiniaceae.
UUGGGGGCCAGAGGCAGCGCUCGUGGUGUCCAUAUUUUGCUCGGUUUGUGAAUCCGUCUGCGCGGCUGUAAUGGGGUUUGUUUGAUCCAUUGUGGUGUAAAAAACAUCAAUUCCUAACCGCGAGCGUGUUGUGGUGACAGCCUCCGCAUCCUGAAGAUACCUCGAGUGACUGUACCACGUGACGAUGUGCUGAUGUGCCAAUUGGACCGCGAGAGAACCACUGCCAGGUGGCACGUAGGUGUCAUCUUCUACCUCCUCUUCGUCACACUCAGGGUCCGCCCAUUUCAGAUCACUGGCUCGAGACAGAGGAGCUUCGCAUUUUCAUAUGUUCGUUUAUUGAGCAAUCAUACAUGCAUUUUUAGUGUUGAUGUUGGGGGGUUGAACAGGGCAGUUUGAUCGUGUGGGUUCGAGGAUUAGUCGAUGUUUGUCACGUGGACUUGGACGAUGCUGCAUUGUGGCUCGUGAGCGGGAUAAGAGGCAUUUUAACUAAACUUGUCCGAUCCGCUUGUGUAGUAUUUCCUUUUUGGGCACUUGUAGUUAGCAUUGGUAUCCAUACUGCUGUGCAAUCAUGAAAAGUCCAUGGUCCAUGGUGUUCAAGUGUCCCAGCACUUAACAACUUUAACGAUGGUGUAUUUUGAGUGUGGGCAGUGCAAUGAAACGGUGCUCCUGGCACCAUGACGCAGCUUUCCACCCAACAGCUCAACAUGUUGAAAGUUGAGCCUCUCUAUAUCUAUAUCUUUGUACGGUGCAACUAUUUGAACGAACAAAUUAUGACACUUUGUCAAAUCCAAAAUGACAGGCCAAAUAGUUUUACUACCUGUGCAAUAAAUAUGUUUUAACUGUAUGCAGUUUCGUUGCCAGUUCAUCGGAUGCCCAACUUCAAUAAACAUGCGCGUAUGUUUUUAAGUUUUGAAUUGCUGCAACUCUUGCUUUGGACCCUUUGUUUGUUUCUGGUGUGGUCUGGAUCUGUGUUUGACUUGUCAUUUUCAAUGAGAAGUCCCGCUCCUAUGAGGAACGUUUUGAUUUGUUUUGGUUGAUGCAGCAUGAAUCUGGACAGUUGAAUUGCAUUAUAAUGCAGGCCGCCUUCAAAGAUCUUGUGUUGUUUAAACAUUUUCUUGAUGGGAUUGUGCAUGUUUCUCUCAGUCGAUUGCCAGGUGAAAAAACCAAAGCUGGCAAAACAUUUGUUGAGUUGCCGUGCCUCAUAUGUGAGUUGCAUUGAUUGCUCCAAGGUCUUCGCCUGGAAUGAGUGGGAAACACAUACGAGUUGCGUUUCAGAGGCUCAGAAGUACCAGGGAAAUUUGUACCAGCCGAAAGAGAGUACAAACAAAGGGCAACUAAAGCAAGAUGCUUGGGUGGACAAUGUUAGACAAGCUAUUGAAGACCCAAAGAUGGACAUUGCGCCGCAGAUGAGGUCCCAGAUGGAAAAACUCCUAGGAUUUGACAACAUCCCGCGAAAGCAGAAAGCUUUUACAAACUUUGUCAAGAACUCGUUGAAGAUAUGGGAUGAAGCAAGGAUAGAAGCAAUGUGGAAGAUCAUAGCAGCCGCAAAUGCAAAGCCAGCAGGAAAUACCAACCUCGGCAAGUCCGACCAGGCCAAAGCAUGGCCUGGCUGGAAGCGAGCUGUCGAUGAAGAGUUGGAAGCUUCCGGCGGCGCCAUGCCGUGGAAGCGAUUGUGUUUGCGUUUGGUUGAGCGAUUCAGUGAGACUGGAUCUGGAUGCAACGGACAUGGUGAUGAUCUAGAGCUGCAGGCUUUGAGUAGCAUUCCAGAGGAAUACUGCUCUGACAAAGACCCUACAGUCACGCUCGUGAGAUAAAGGGUUUGUGAGCAGUGGUGGAAAGUGCGGUCAGCUGUCAGAUAAUUAUGAACGUCCUCGCAUGAAGCUUUGCCAAAUAUUCCAAGCAUGCUGUUUGUACUUUGCUUAACAGAAGAGUAUCUUGAAAUACUUUGGCACGUCAACUGCCGCAAAUUGAUGCCAAUCUAUCACGACACAUGUGCUCAAGCAAGCUUGUUCGAACCAACAUGCGCUCUCUAGUUGCAAUUCGUGCGUCCCUCAUUUGAUCUCUGCUCA